Molecule: messenger RNA, 963 nt
Organism: Neurospora tetraspora
Lineage: Eukaryota; Fungi; Ascomycota; Sordariomycetes; Sordariales; Sordariaceae
Product: ribonuclease H-like domain-containing protein
Exons: 4
Coding region: 109-918 (269 amino acids)
Biological process (GO): nucleobase-containing compound metabolic process
Molecular function (GO): nucleic acid binding; 3'-5' exonuclease activity
Source: RefSeq, a predicted model, not a curated record
UUGGCUUGCAGCACACUGUCGGCGCAGCCACCAUAAACCUUUGUAAACGAGUCGAUUGGCUGAGAGAGUUUUGCAUGCCAGAGGCCCAGAGUGACGGCGGCGUUGAGAAUGGCGACGGCUACUACUCGCGCGACCCCAACCUUGAUCUCAUCCCUUCCAGACCUCCGGGUCUUCCUCUCCUCGAUCCCUCCGUCCAGCACGUUCUAUCUGGACCUUGAGGGUAAAAGUCUCAGCCGGAAUGGGACCCUCACCCUCUUGACGGUACACGUCCUUCCCUCACAAGCAACAGGCAUUGUCGAUGUCCAAACCCUCGGCGACUCUGCGUUCACCACUCCCGGCAUAGAAGACGGGAAUACCACCACCCUCAAAGCCAUCCUCGAGGAUCCCCACACUUCCAAAUGCUUCUGGGACGUACGCAACGACGCGGACGCCCUCUGGGCGCACCACAAGGUCCGUCUCGCGGGUGUCACAGACGUCCAGCUCCUCGAGAAUGCAUCCCGCGCCGGCAACAAGACGUACCUCAGCGGGCUCGACAAAUGUAUCGAGAAGGAUCUCCAGUUAAAAUUCAAGGAGGUGCAUCGCUUGGUCAAAACCAAGAAGGAGGUGCGGGAUCUGAUGGCCACCGACGACAUCUUUUCCCGCCGCCCUGUGAACGCCAAAACGAUGCAGUACUGCGUCAACGAUGUCGUUCACCUGCCUGCGCUCCACAACCUCUACGCCAAGCGCAUCACUAGCAACUGGCUGAAAAAGGCUAUGGAUCACAGCGCGCGUCGCGUGCUUGAGAAGAAACGGCUUGAGGAGAAGGAAGAGGACGAGGCGAUCGCGUAUGAGUAUAGCCGCUACUUCGACUGUGACCACGGCGAUCCUAUGGGCUCUGCGAAUGAGGCCGCGUGGGACUUCACAUUUGAUAGUUGCUAACUAGGAGAAGUGAACUGUUGGGAGGCAGGGCAACAGAAUGGAUUG